This is a messenger RNA of Peronospora matthiolae, 819 nucleotides long. NCBI's taxonomy places the organism in Eukaryota, Oomycota, Peronosporomycetes, Peronosporales, Peronosporaceae. The record is from the annotation of a GenBank genome assembly.
AUGAGCUCCAUCCGGUCUAUCAUUCAUACCCCUCCCGCCAUCUCCACCCCAAGGGAGUCAGUGUCUCCCCACGGUCGCGAACGUCCGUUCCACUGCCCCGUACCUUCGUGCCACGGUCGCUUUCAGCGAAAGUUCACGCUCCGAGAACAUAUGAAGACGCACACGGGCGAAAAGCCGUACCAGUGCUCCAUCCUCUCGUGUAGUAAGCGGUUCAGCACGUCGGGCAACUUGGCCCGGCACCGGCGGCUCCAUUUGCUCAAGAAACUCGAGUGUUCCGUUGUCGGGUGCACUCGCAUCUUUACGAAAGCGGAAAAGCUCGCGCGUCACCUUCAGAACCACCUCGGCAGCGUCGCGCACGUUUGCGUCGUCGAUAGUUGCAACAAAACCUUCAGUACGGCGGGGAACCUCACGCGGCAUUUGCGGACGCAACAUCCGCCCGGCGCUGUCGCUGCCGCGCGGGCGGCGACUUUGCCGCAACUCCGGAUUGCGUCAAUACGACCGGGUCAAGUACUUGCUACGGAAUAUGCGGCGUGGUCAUCCGACGCGGCCACAUCUCCUACGGCUAGUACUACUUCUGCUACCAGUGGUCGGGAGCAGAACCUGAGUGCUACGGAAGCGGCGAACGUCUCGGAUCAUGAGAUCCUUGAUGUACUACAGUGUCUCUUUGUUGACGACAUGGCAGCGGCAGCUGCUGGGCAGGCAGAAGACCACUACAACCACCAUCAUCAUCAGCAGCAGCAUUAUCAUCACCAUGAGCACCAGCCACAGGGGGGACCCUAUCGACUUCAGAGUGACCAGCCUGUGCUGAUUUACCUCUAA